AGCCUGCAGCGGACGAUACUUGAUUCACUUUCAUUGACUUUAGUGACGUCGAUUCGUGGGAGGUGAACUUUCGUUUCAAGUCCAUGAUUUGAGACAUUUAUUAAAAGUUGUUGCGCGUCACGAUAGUGCGAAACAAUGGCUGACAACGAACAGAAAGCGAUGCAGCUGCUGGCCGAGGCCGAGAAGAAACUCAGCACCAAAGGCUUUUUUGGUUCGCUGUUCAGAGGAUCCUCAAAAGUGGAGGAGGCUGUAGAAUGUUAUCAACGUGCUGCAAACAUGUUCAAGAUGGCAAAGAAGUGGAGUUCUGCUGGAAGCGCUUUCUUAGAAGCCGCCGAGUUACAUCUGAAAGCUGGCAGUCGCCACGAUGCGGCCAGUAAUUACGUGGAUGCUGCUAAUUGUUUUAAGAAAUCUAAUACAAAUGAGGCAAUUAGUUGCUUGUUAAAGGCGAUCGAGAUUUACACCGACAUGGGUCGGUUUACAAUGGCGGCUAAGCAUCAUCAAAGUAUAGCCGAAAUGUAUGAAAGCGAUGCGGUAGAUCUCGAGCAAGCUGUUAAUCAUUAUGAGCAAGCUGCUGACUACUUUCGUGGAGAGGAAAGCAAUUCUUCCGCCAAUAAGUGUCUUUUGAAGGUCGCGCAAUACGCCGCGCAACUUGAAAAGUAUGAUAAGGCUAUACAAAUUUAUGAACAGGUUGCUUCUGCAUCUUUAGAAAGCUCUCUAUUGAAAUAUAGCGCGAAAGAAUAUUUCUUUCGAGCGGCGCUAUGUCACCUAUGCGUUGAUGUGUUGAAUGCGCAACAUGCUAUUGAACGUUAUCAAGAACAGUAUCCUGCAUUCCAAGACUCUAGGGAGUACAAAUUGAUAAAGACACUAAUAGAACACCUCGAGGAACAACACCUCGAAGGUUUUACAGAAGCGGUUAAGGAAUAUGAUUCGAUCUCACGAUUGGAUCAGUGGUACACGACAGUAUUAUUACGUAUUAAAAAGCAAGUUAACGAUAAUCCAGAUCUACGCUGAUCGGUUGUUUCUUCUUCGUGCUAUUUCCUGUCGAUGAUAUUAUCAAUUCAACUCUAUAUGUAUUCUUUUUUAAAUCACGCCCUGCUUUCAGUGGAACUUGUAAAGUAGUUUCGUUUUUAUACCCAAAUAUAUUUUUCAUAACAUCUCCUAGCACUCUUGGCAACUAUUAUAUGUUCAUCUGUUCAGUUAUCGUGUACGCAUAGACUGUUGUCAUCAAAGAGUAUAAAGAAUGAACUUGGAAUAUUCUGUGGAACUCGCUAGGUAAUUAAAAAUGCCGAUGUAUGGGGCAUACAAAUAAACAUAGAAGUAAAUAAUAUUGGAACUCUGUUGGUAUUCAUACUUAUCGAUACAUAAAUAGCUUGCCAACGAGCCACAGCUUGUGCAGUUUAAUUCCGACGUAUGCAAUCGCGAUGAAUUAUCCAGACAAAAGUUAUUAAUUUUCGUAUGUUUAGCGAUCUCUAUAGAUGUGGGACAGUUUCAAAUGUAUAAUGUUUAUAAAAGCUGUUAACGCUAUUUAUUGCUAGCUAGUAAUACGAAUUAAUUAUAAAAAGUAAUUAAGUUACAGAGUGAAAAUUUGUUACACGUUCUUAUUUGGGAUUACGAGAUAUGUAAUUUGCUUUCUGGAAUUAUAACCAAAUGGUAGAUUGUCGGUUGCUACCUUUACACUGCCAGAGUAUCAGAAUAGUAAAUGUGGUGUACGCGUUACUCUUUCUUCUGACAUUAAUUACACUUUUCGUUAACAUCGAACUUUAUUCUUUCUCUUUCAAAAAUUUUGUAUAUAUAUAUAUAACUGUAAAUUUGAAGCACAUAUUUGGUAUCAAUUGGUUCUAUUAAUAUUUCUUUGUACGGUAAUGGAAUGUUUCUAACGAAGCAUCGAGCACUGUUUAUUCAUGGUUAAACUUAAUUGUAGGAACGGUUAGGAAAUAUAAUCGUGAUAUGCAUUUAAGGUUUAUAACCAGGGCUGGUUUAUCGUGUAAGUGAACGAUACGUAACACUCGAUUUAUAAUAUCUGGGCGCAGCUUUCCAUAUAGAAUUGAUAAAAUAGUGACUCGGAAAAUUAUUGACGAGUUCUCUGGUCUACAAAUACACAAAGUAUAUUUAACACCAUAACUCGAGCGAUGGCCCUGAUUGUAAUGUUGUUUAACUUAACUUUUUUCAUUGUUUUAUGUUAUAACUAAAGUACUGUUGUUUAUAUUUUCUAAUGUUGAACAUUGAUUUUAUCGAAAUGUAGAUGUAUAUUUGUACUUAGAAGUAGACGUGUAUAGCGCAGAUUAGAGAUUAGCAAGGACUUUCAUCGGGUGUAAAAUAAUUUAUUUCACAUUAAUUUAAUGUUAUUUAACGAGUAUAUAUUUCAAUUUUGCAAUUGCAUUGCAGCAUUUUAUAUAAUACGAGUUACAUCAUUUGGAUAUAUUUAUCAGACGUGUAUAAACAAUAUUCCAUUGUUAGGUAGAAGUAGCGAUCACAACUUACAUGCACAGAGUGUAACGAAGCACUAACGUCAGUGUACGAAUUAGAAUUCUAUUACUAAUGCACAUGAUUUACUCUUUAUUUUUUGAAAAAAAGAAAAAAAAAAGAACUUACAGUUGUAAAGAAAUUCGUUAAUUUUUUUCUUUCGUCAAAAGAGAACGACAAGAACUUGACGUACGUAAGAAGUAGCGACUACGACUGUGUAAUCUUCCAUGUAACAAAUUCUUUGUAUACAUUUAUAUACACACGUAUCUAUGUCUAGCAGUUUCAUCAGUUCUAAUUUCUCGACUAAAUGCAUACCUUUUUUUUGAUUACAGUAAUGUGCUUAGAUAAAACGUAAGGUAUCAUUUUCUCUAGAAAAUAAGAGAGGAUUGAAAUUUGUUUCCGAAGUGUAUAUCAACGAUGUGUGUAAUUUUACGCGUAUCAUACGAUUCAAGAAGAAAAAAAAAGGUAGCAUUGUUCGAAUUUGUAUUUGCGAAAUAUGUUUUUUCUUUUGUACAGUGGAAAAGUCAAUGAACGUACAAUACCGGAUACUCUGGAAACGUAAUACUAUACUUCGUUUUCGUCGUGCGUGUGAAGGUUUAUUUAUUUACCUGUAUAUACAUAUACAGAUAUUGUGUAUAUUGUGUAUAUCGUUUUUUAAUUUGGGAUUAAAAUGAAACCAUAUUGAAAAUGAUAGAGGCGUUUUGUGACUUAACUCGCGUUGUUACGUUAGAUAUCUUAAAAUGUUUGUUAUAAACAUUUUUGUCGAACAUGUCGAGUUCGAAAUCAAGUUUACAACACCACUUAAUAGAUUCUCUAAUGGUAAUAUUGAUGUGCUUAACAAGCUAUACAACCCCGUUAUCGAUACUAAAGGUAGUAUCAUACACAGCAAUGAAUAUCUAGACACUGGUAACCAUUUUAUAAAGCGUCCUACGCAUUAUUAUUCAAUAAAAUUAAUUUAACAUUCAAUGGAUUCUCGAGUACUCUAGAAUGGUAGCGAUAUAGACAAUAUAAUAGAGUUCUACGUUCGUCGGCAAUUUAACGAAAUUAAUCGUUUCGAAGCAUGCAUAGUUUUCCUUUUUAUAAAAACUUAAAAUACGCAGCAACAAUGUAGAAGAGUAGUUAUUCGUUUCUCGUCUUGUAUUGCGCAUAGUCGAUCGCAUAUAACGAUGGAUUUACUUUGUAAAUAAAGAUACCUUAUUGGAUACGAA
Molecule: messenger RNA, 3671 nt
Organism: Hylaeus volcanicus
Lineage: Eukaryota; Metazoa; Arthropoda; Insecta; Hymenoptera; Colletidae
Gene: alphaSnap
Product: alpha-soluble NSF attachment protein
Exons: 5
Coding region: 136-1011 (291 amino acids)
Biological process (GO): intracellular protein transport; SNARE complex disassembly
Cellular component (GO): SNARE complex; vacuolar membrane
Molecular function (GO): syntaxin binding; soluble NSF attachment protein activity
Source: RefSeq, a predicted model, not a curated record